This is a messenger RNA of Cladocopium goreaui, 570 nucleotides long. The record is from the annotation of a GenBank genome assembly. NCBI's taxonomy places the organism in Eukaryota, Dinophyceae, Suessiales, Symbiodiniaceae.
AUGUCUGUGCAAAGCAUGAGCGGUGGCCACUUGAGCAAGGAGUUUUUCGAGCUGGUGAAGAGCAUUGGCGAGUCACGCUCCAAGCAGGAGGAGGAUAAGAUUAUCGUUGGGGAGAUUGCCAUAUUGAAGCAGCACCUUAGUGCGCCCAACAUAUCGGCGAAGAAGAUGAAGGAGUACAUGAUCCGGGCGGUCUAUGCAGAGAUGCUAGGACAUGAUGCUUCUUUCGCAUACAUUCAUGCGGUGAAGCUUACACACGAGAAGAACCUCUUCGCGAAGAGGAUCGGCUACUUAACUUGCAAUCUCUUCUUGCACAAAGAUCAUGAGCUCAUGCUCUUGCUGAUCAAUACAAUGCAGCGGGACUUGCAAAGUGCCAACCACAUUGAGGUUUGUUCUGCUCUCGCUUCAGUUUGUCGCCUGGUCUUGCGGCCUUGUUUGCGCAGUACAGAUAGCUUCCUGGCUGCCUUUGGCGUGGCAGGACUGAGCCGUUGGACCCCAAGACCCCCACCGGUGGUUGACAUGGAACAUGCGAACCCGUUGUUGGGUCCAAGUCCUCGGGCCCGGGCUCUGUAG